CAACAACAAAAAAGAAAAGAAAACAAAGAACAACAUCAAUUCAUCUAUUUUCUCUUCAUUCACAACAGAAAAUAAGAUAUACAGUUCUAAUUUCGGAAUUAGAUUUUUUUGUUUUUCAGGUUGUUCCGAUUUAAAUAUUAGCUUCCCGUAUGAAUUUUUCAAAAGAAAAAGUGGUAACUAAUAUUUCUUAUAUUAAUAAUUAAACUAGAUAAUUCCCGUAGAUUUGUAAUCUUUAUCAACAAAAUAAAGACUACAUUAUUAAAAACAAACAUAAAUAUAGAAAAAAUCAAGACAUUGUAAUAUUAUAUAUUAAGCCCUAACCAAGUUAAUAUUGUCGUAGUGUUAAAUUUCCAACAUGGCAACUUCUCAAUGCACUUCUUGUGGCCGCAUUCUCCAGCAUUGCCAGUGUCACCGGCAAGCAUCCACCACCGUAUCCAGCAGCGCAAAUAAUACGGCCGGCGAACUUACUCCAGCUUGUUGUUGUAGUUGCUACACCGGGUUGACUAUUCUUUUCUACCUUCUCUUUCUAAUGUUUUCAGGAAAACAAUUUAUGGGCAAAGCUGGUUGUUACUUGGAGCUAUUUGCCAGUUCCGUCACCGUCUCAAACGCAAACACAAACACCUCAACCGCUGAUUGGAGAGUCGGUUUGGUUGCUAAGAGUCCGGUCACCCGCUGCAAAAUAUCUUUACAUACAAGCAAGUCUCGUCUCCUUCGUGGAGAUCACGAGGUUGUCUCCGGGUCAGCUCCGUGGCUGGAUGGCUUUGGACAGUUUUUUACCUCAGACAAUACGUAUGAACCGGCCACAAGCGUCGAUUUCAAAGGGGUUGAAAUGCCGGGAGUUGUAGGAGACCUGGUUAGGGGUUAUAAGGUGGAGAUUGCCAUCGCAGUGAAGGCAGAUGGUGAACAUGUUUUCUUGAUUGUGUUGUGCGGAGAUUUACCGGUGAAAUUGACGGCUGAUCCGAAGGGGAAUGUGAUUGGAUCGUUGCUAGGAAAUAUGAAACGGUGUGAGUAUGUAGUCGGCGAUAACUUGAAUAUUCAUGUUUAAUUAGAUCUUAAACUCUUUAUCCUCCGCGAUCAUGAAUCUUUGAUAUUUAUCUACAAGUUAAUGGCUUUAUGGUUUUUAUAUAUAUUUUUUAAUUUGUGUUUUAGUCGUAGCUUAUAAUGUUUUCAUUAAAAUGCAGACCCAUAGUUCGACAAAAAAAAAUACUAGGUUUAAAGAUGAUGAUUAUACCUGUUUGGUAUUGUGAGAGCUUCUCUUGUUUGGUUUUGGGCAACAAGUCGUUGUGACCUGUAGCAAUCACUAGAUAAUCUAAAAUAUGUUGUGAAAGCUUAAUUCUAUUCAUUCCAUCGAAUGUGUAUAUAUACAACAUAUGAGAUCGUAGGUUAACUAGAUAAUGAUACUAUAGAGAUAAGUCUAAGUCAACCUAGAAAUAGGAAAACACUUCAUGUUUAUCUCUUUACUCCCCCUCAAGUUGGCAAUGAGAUAUCCCGAAUUCCCAACUUGAACAACAGAUACUGAAAUGUCGGUAUCAGGAGAGCCGUAGUCAGCAGAUCGGCCGGCUGUUCCUUCGUAGAGAUGUGAGCAAGCUGGAGAAACUUAUCCUUCACGGCAUCACGAGUAGUAUGGCAGUCAUUUUCGACGUGUUUUGUGCAUUCAUGAAACACCGGAUUAGUAGCAAUAUGAAUGGCAGAUUUACUGUCACAAUGGAGCUCAAUAGGUUGAUGGUGGGAGAAGCCAAGCAUGAGGAGAAGACGUUUAAGCCAUUUAAGUUCGCAUGUAGUGUCAGCCAUGACACGGUAUUCAGCUUCAGCUGAAGAUCUAGAGACAGUCGGUUGCUUUUUCGUUUUCCAGGAGACAAGAGUAUCACCAAGAAAGACUACAUAUGCACUGAGAGAUCAUCGUGAAGAGGGACAAGAAGACCAGUCCGCAUUGCAGUAUGCAGUGAUUUCCAUGUUGCAAUCAGCCCGCAACAUAAUACCUUGAUCUGGAGAUCCUUUGAGAUAGCGCACAACACGAAGAGCCGCUUGCCAGUGCUCUUCAAGAGGCUUUUGCAUGAACUGAGAAAGAAUAUGAAUGAUGUAGUUGAGGUCAGGGCGCGUAAACGUCAAGUAGAUGAGACGCCCAACCAAGCGCCGGUACUUGUGUGGGUCCGAGAGAAGAGUAUGCGAGUUCGUAUCAUCAGCCAUAACGAGCUUAUGAUUGAGUUCCGUCGGGGUAGGAGAAGGCUUGUAGCCUAGUAACCCACAUUCAGCAACAAUAUCCAGAGUAUACUUGCGUUGAGAGACAAAAAUACCUUCAGGGCCGCGAACAACUUCCAAGCCAAGGAAAUACUUCAACUUGCCCAAAUCUUUCAUCUUAAAGCAUGUAUUGAGAUAGGUUUUAAACCGUUGAAUAAUGACGAUAUCAUUACCAGCAAUGAUGAAGUCAUCAACAUAGACCAAGAUAUGCAGACAUAUAUUCUUAGUAUUAUUGACAUAGGAGAAGAGCGAG
Messenger RNA from Brassica napus (rape), 2491 nucleotides. RefSeq lists its product as uncharacterized. The transcript has a single exon. Lineage: Eukaryota; Viridiplantae; Streptophyta; Magnoliopsida; Brassicales; Brassicaceae. The coding region runs from base 356 to 1045 and encodes 229 amino acids. The record is from RefSeq and is a predicted model, not a curated record.